Molecule: messenger RNA, 3500 nt
Organism: Gryllus bimaculatus (two-spotted cricket)
Lineage: Eukaryota; Metazoa; Arthropoda; Insecta; Orthoptera; Gryllidae
Source: the annotation of a GenBank genome assembly
ACUGAUUUUUACGCUCUGUGGCAGGGUUUGCUGGAACACGAAGCACCGUUCCGUGUGGUUCUGUGCCGUUCUGUGACCGUUCCGAUGAGCACGGAGAUCACUGACAGAGACAGAGAGUAUUCACUGAUCACUGCCAUGACUGCCAUCCUCAGUGAGGAUUCCUCAGCCAUCCUCUUGGUAUAUUCCAUGGUAUAUACUUUAUAUAUUUUCGUAGGAGUAAUUUUAAUGUAUUCGGCAUGGUGUUAGGUUAUUAAGACUACUAAUUUACAAACAGGAAUGAUUUACAGAAGUUGAGACUUACAGAUAUUGGUGAUUUUGAAACUAUUUUACUACAAACGGAAACAAUUGGAGGGCGCCUGUGUGUAAACUGAAUUUUUUAAAAUAUGCUUCUCUGGGAAACUUGAGGGUGGACGAAGCAUGUGAGCGUACGCGAUACUCUUUGGUGAAAUCACAAAACAGUGAAUAACUUAGUCAUGGGUGAAUACUUUGAUGAAUUGUCUACUUCAAAUUCUGAAAAAAUUCUAUCUAAAGCAGGUCUUUCACUAAUAGGCAUUACAGGUGGGUUAGCUAUGGCCCUAGUUAUUGGUUGCGGACCAUUCAUUUCUCCAGCCCUUCGGCGUGUAUGUCUGCCUUACAUUCCUGCAACAGACACUCAAGUACAGAAUAUCUUGAAAGUCUUGUCUCAACGCAAAGGCAGAUUAUUAGAUAUUGGAAGUGGUGAUGGGAGAGUGGUUAUUGCUGCUGCCAAAAAAGGCUUUAUUGCGGAUGGUGUUGAACUUAAUCCAUGGCUUGUAGCAUUUUCCAAGUGGCAAGCUUUGCGACAUGGAGUGCAACCUAAAACAAAUUUUUUCUAUUGUGAUUUAUGGAAAUUUAAUGUUUCACCUUAUAACAAUGUAAUCAUAUUUGGUGUAGAAGAAAUGAUGAGUGAAUUAGAAGAAAAAUUGUUUCAAGAAUUGGAUAAUGGUGCUGCUGUUAUUGCUUGCAGGUUUCCUCUUCCUUCAAAAACUCCUGUAUUUACUUGUGGAAUGGGAAUUGAUACUAUAUGGUUAUAUGAGAUUAAGAAGGACAGUUAUUGAUUGGUCACUGAGAUAAUUAUGAGUGGAUAUGUUUUAUCUUGAUUUUGUUGCUGAAUGAAGUAGAGUCUGUACUUAAGGUGGUAUGUUCGUGCCAGUUGCCAGUCAAACACUCGAUCGUUUAUUACAGAUUAACAACAGCUGCUUCUAAAGGUGAAAGGAGCAUUUAAAUAGUUACUUAUAGAAAGUUGAAAGAGAAAUAUUGAAUAUUUGCAUUAGAGAAACAAUGCUAUCUAAUCAAUUUAGUCUCUGGCAUGACAUUUUAUUUUCACAAGUUGCCAAUACUUAAUGUAGGUUAGAUUGACUUCAGCACCCAUUCUUUUCUUUCUUUCUGUGUUGAAUAUUAGUCCACCUUGUUUACAUUGAAAGUGGAUUAUCAUCAAACAGUUUGUAUUUGUGUGAGUUAAAAGAAAUUAAGUUAGCAUGGUUUUAUCUUGUAUCCAAAGAGGAACAUUGGUGACAAUAGAAUGCUUUGUACAGCAUAACUCCAAGGUCAAGUGUGAUGGAGAGCCAGUACUUCCAGUUGCAAUGAAUUUUGCAGCAGUUUUUUUUAUCAAUUAUUUGUUAGAAUGCCCGGUGAGGUACGUUACAUUUAAUACCGGCUGAUAAAGUACUUUCACUGAAAAAUCCUUCUAUAACUUAAAAAUCCCAUGCCGUGAAAAUUUUUCCAUAAGAGCCCAUAUUAAUAUGAACUUCUUUUAUUAAAAAAAUGGGCCAGUGUUUUUCUUUCAGUCUUGAAGAACACAGAUUUUGCUUUCAUUUAAAGUACUUUUUGGAGGUUCUUCACUGUGGUUGAUCUAAUGAAUAUACUGCCCUAAGAAGUAAUUUCUACCUGGUAAAUCAAGAAGCAAGGAGUCGUCCAAAUUUACAUGUAGAAUUUUGUGAAAAUCUUUUUUGGUAAUGCAAGUUUGGAUAUUUUGGGAUAAUUUUAACUCCAUCAGAACCAGUUAACAACCUGCAGGACCUGUACCAUUUUUUUCAUGUGGUGCCCCUUUUAUUAUUUUGUGUAUUUUUUCAACAGUUAUGCAUAGUUAUCAAGACGAUACUGUACACUUUAAAAAGAGAUCUAAAGUUAAAUAUAUAAUGUAGCUCCCGGAUUGGAGUAUAUAAAUACUCGAAUCUAAUUACAAUUACUCUAGGCCAAGUUCAGAGUCAAAAUUGGGACAUUUGGACGUUUUCUAUUAUGUAAAUAUCUUUUUCAAGAAGAAGAAAAAAAAAGAAUUCAGUGUCUAGUACACAUUAAAGUCCAAAAAAUGCAUGCUUACAGUUUAAACGAAAUAUUUUUCAUUUUAUUUACUAAUUCACACAAAGUUUGAGAGCAAUAUUUUUUUCAAAAGGAUCCAUUAUUUAAAGGAUUAUAAUAAUAGAAGAUAUGUAACAUAUAUAAACUAAAUCAGGUCAAAUUCUUCUGGAUGAUUCAGAAUGUUUAAAUAUUGCAAAAUAAAAUUGAAAUAAAUAAAAUAUUUCCCAAAAUAUUAAAUUAUAAACAUUUAAUAAAAUGACAAUGUUAUUAAUUUUCAAUCUUGAUUGAGCUCUAUUUAUCCAAUCAAACAUUUACACAAUUUUGCAGUAGAAAACUCGUUGAUUAUUCUUGUUGUAUCAAUUUUUUUGAGUAGUUCCUGUUCAGUAUUCAUCAAAGAAAGAUUCGUCACUCGUAUUUGGCUCAUACUGGCUCUUAUUUCACUCUUUGAUUUUGUCAUUUAAUAAAUGGUUAUAUUAGUGAGAGUUAUAAAUUCUGAAUCGUAAUUGAAAUAGAACACAUAUUGCUUCAAAACUCAAAGAAACAUUUACACAAUAAAUAUGAACAUAAGAGAAUUAGCUAAUUCUUUUCGGAUUGUAAUUUAUGCAGUAACAACGUAUCCCAGCAAACAGACAUAUAAAUCUCAACCCAGUGGUUUUGCCGUUACCCAGCAUUGAAAAUUAAACUUUAAGAUCAUAGUACAUAUAUGUACUUUGGUUUCUGUCUUUUUUACAGUAGGAAAAACUUUUUUUUUCACUAGUGACACACUUUUAAGUGCGUCACUUUUAAGUAAGGGACCGUAGCUCAUGCUGCAUGUGCUACUAGGAUAAACUGAGACUGCACCCUGAAACACAUAAUGCAAGUUUGAAUCCUCUUCAAAAUAAUAAUGUAUCACUUGUAUUACACACACACACACACACGUACUAGGAUAUUUAUAGUAAAUAUAGUAUGCAACUCAUUGUUACUGCUACACUUCAUACUAUCCUCUUUUACCAUGAGAAACAAUGCAGUUCAUCCCAAAAUUAUUUGGAUAUCUAUUAAUUUCAAGCAUGUUAGUCCAAACUUUUAGACUGGCUUAUGACAGAAGUUUUUGAAACUGGUGGCGCUACAGAAUGACUUUCUUGUACUAGUUAGUUUUGUAAUUUCUGUGUUCUGGUCUAGCUUUUCGGUCUUGCCCCAUUCCCUUG